AGUUUAACACAAAAUAAAAAAUAUUCUGUAAAAAUCUCAAUACAUUUUUGUUGAUGCGAUCAGUUUUAAAAGUAACGUCAUAUGAGUUGGUAGUAAAAUACCAAAACGUGGUAAUAAAAACAACAACGGCAACAACGUCAAAACCGAAAACGUGUUCUAUUAACGCAUCUAGACGUGUUUUUCCUACUCUAACGAUUGAGUCUGUUGUUUUCCAGUGUAAAAUUUUUUAAACAACAAAAAAAAAAAAAUAAAAACGUAAAUGUAAAUAUUUAUUAGAUAUUUAAUGAAAAUUACACAUUCCUGGCCGCAAACAAGAAAAUAAAUAUAAAAAAAAAUAAAAUCGAAAUAAACAAAACAAAAAAAAAACGCCAAAGUUAAUAAAUUUAUUUACAACUUGUUUAUUUGCCCCGUCUCUUGUUGCUGUGUGUAACUAACUAAAUAAUAACUCUCUGCUGCCUCUUAAACGGUUGGCUCUGGCUGUAUUAGUAGAGACAAACAACAACUGCAAAAAUAAUAUAUAAAAUAAGAAAAACAAAAAAAAAAAGAAAAAUAUAAAUAAAAAAACAAUAAAUAUCAGUAUUUGUUGUUUUUGGAUGUUGUGUUUAAUGAAUGAAAUUUUUGUGUUUUUUUCACGUUUUUAUGAAUGAAUUUGUUAUUUAAACAAAAAAACAACAAAAACAAAAAUCUUCUACAUAUAAAGUGAGCUGAACAACAAUAAUAACAACAUCCAGCCAUUUCAACUGUAGCAAACCAACCAACCACCAACAACAACAAUAAUAAUUUUAAAACAAGUUGUUGUAUUUAAUAGUGUUUUUUUUAAAUGAAUCAAAAAAAAAUAAUUUUUGAUUGAAACGAAAAUAUAUCAAAAGUGUGCUUUUUGUAUCAAAUACGAAAAAAAAUUGGUUAAAGAAACCUGAUUUAAGUGAAAAUAUUUAUGAUUUUUUUUUAAUUUUCUAUGAAAUUUUUGGGGAUUUCCUCGCUAAAACAAGAAAAUCAACAAAAACUCAAUAUACAAAAAAUAUAUUAAAAAUUUUAAACACUUACAAUAAAAAAAAUAGUUUUUUAAAAUAAAAAUUAAAAAUCGACAGUUACUGUAACCAUACAAAAGAAAUUAAACAAAAUUUAAUGAAAAAAUCUACAAAAAAUUAUCAAAAAUUUAAUUUCAUAAAUUUUAUUGUAAAAUAAUUAAAUAAUUAAAAUAACAAUUCCAAAACCAAACUUGCAACAAAUCUAUUUAAAGUUCCAAAAAAAAAAAAAAAUAAUCAACAACAUUGUGAAUGUAAAAACAAACGUACGAAAUCUCGACACGAUUUAAAGUUUAAUUUCGAAAAUCAAAUAAAACAAAGAUAAAUAACGUUUUGUAGUAUUUUUUUUAUUUUAUGGCUGUAAGUUUAAAUGAAAAAUAAAACACUAAAAAAGCAAAAAAUAAACAUUAGAACAAUUAACAUUAUAAAUAAAUAAAUAGAAAACAAACAAAAAAAAUUAACAAAUACCACUACAAAAGAAACAAAAAAGCUCAAGGUGUACAACUAUAAAUAACAACAACAAAAAACAAUAACUGCAUACAAACAACAGCAACAUAAAAUAAAGUUAAAUAAAACAAACAACAAACACAUUUAACUAAAAGUGUCAAUUAUACACUUCACUAGAAAUUGCUGUAAUAGUGGAUUUUUUUCUUAACAACAACAACAAAAAAACAAUAGAAAAAUCAAAUAACCAAUAACAAAAAACAAAAUGUUAAUAUCAACGGUGUUUAUUGUUGCAACACAUCUCAUAAAUGUCUGUUAUAGCACGCGCCUGCCAUUGGAAGUCUAUGAAUUAACGCCCAGCAACAAUAACAACAACAACCCAGCAGGUGUCACAGCAACAGAUUUAAAACAUAAAAAUCUAGAAUAUUCCACCAUUAAUUCCCCAGCAGCAGCAUCGUCAUCAUCUUCCGAUUCCACUAACUAUUUUAAGCAACAUGCUAGCUCAUCGUUAAAUGAUCCUCAUCAUCCUCCCGAACAAGUAGAUCUAAAGAUUUUAUCUUCGAAAGAGCACACACAAACUCAACUAUCCAAUCAAUUGGAUCGUAGGAGAUCAAGGCAAAUGUUAGAUCUUCUCAAGUCGCAUCAUGAUUUAACAGGAAAUUACAAUAAAUUGCAUACGCUGCAAAUGCAAUUGCCCACAACAACAAGUACAACGCAUGCUAGUGGCGUAAGUGGUGGUGGUAAUGGUGCUGCAUCAACUAAUGUGGCCCAUCAUAAUGGCAAGGAUGUGCGCAUAUUAUAUCAAGUUGGUGACUCUGAAGAUGAUCUACCCAUUUGUGCGCCCAAUGCCGUCUGCUCGAAAAUCGAUCUAUACGAAACACCCUGGAUAGAGCGUCAGUGUCGUUGUCCCUCCAUCAAUCGGGCACCCGAAAUAGUCAUACAUCAUCAUCACAAGGACUCACAUUCGCACAACAAUCACAAUUCCGAGAAAUAUCACAGUUACUAUGAACACACGAAAAUUCUCCAUCAAAAUAAACAUUUGCUCUUAGAUGCUGCCGGCUUUGGGGCGGAUAAAAAAUAUGAUAACCUACACUUGAAGAAAUUAAUGCAUAAAUUAGGGGCUGUUUAUGAGGAUGACAUAAAUUUACCCUCGGACUAUGUGCUGCAUGAAGAAAACUCAGCCUUGGCUAGCAAUGAGGAGGGUGGCUCUUUGUUGUAUUCAGAUGAUAUUAAUGAUAAUGCUUUUCCUCAUUUGGCCAUGAAGAGACAGCAGCAGCAGCAACAUUUGUAUAGCAAUUCAGCUCAUAUGAGACAUUCGGGGCAUAUGGGUCAUCAGGAGAAACUGACGUAUAUUGGCGGCUGUCCCAGUGGUUUGGGGGUGGAAGAUGGCCAUACGAUUGCCGACAAGACCAGACAUUAUAAAUUGUGUCAGCCUGUUCAUCGGCUGCCGGUGUGUAGACAUUUUCGUGAUUACACUUGGACUUUGACUACAUCGGCGGAAGUGAAUUCAACGGAGCAGAUUGUUCACUGUCGCUGUCCUAAAAAUUCAGUGACAUAUUUAACGAAACGAGAGCCCUUGGAUGAUGGCAAUUCGGGUUAUAAAUAUUUGUUUGCGUGUUCUCCAUUAACGCGCCUGAGAUGUCAACGCAAACAACCUUGUAAAUUAUUUACAGUAAGAAAACGUCAAGAGUUCAUUGACGAGGUCAACAUCAAUGCCUUGUGUCAGUGUCCCAAGGGUCAUCAUUGUCCCAGUCAUCAUACGCAGUCCGGUGUUAUAGCCGGUGAAACAUUUUUGGAAGACAAUAUCCAAACCUAUUCCGGCUACUGUAUGGUCAACGAUUGAUUCCAAAACAAAAACAAAAAGAAUUUCCAAUAUUUUGUAAAAAUUUUAACACAUACACACACACACCCACA
Calliphora vicina (urban bluebottle blowfly) is the source of this 3383-nucleotide messenger RNA. It is a transcript of the gene aos, whose product is annotated as argos. The transcript is spliced from 5 exons. The record is from RefSeq and is a predicted model, not a curated record. Bases 1735 to 3312 code for a protein of 525 amino acids. Lineage: Eukaryota; Metazoa; Arthropoda; Insecta; Diptera; Calliphoridae.